GCUUUAAUUCCUAUCCAAUCCACCACAAAUUUCCAACUCAUGCCAUCUUGGGACUAGGAAGUCAGUUGCCUCCGCUCACUACAUUUCUCUUUGGGACCGUGAAGCCUCUCUUAUUCAACUAUCAACUAUUUCAAGUGGUUCGGCUUCAAAGGUCCCACUCCAUCUGGUUGGCCUUGCUGUGCGUGCGCGUGUGCGACUGUCUGCGUUGCCUUCCCCUCCUGUAAGCUCCCCACCCGCCCUUUUCCUUGUCCCCCAUCAAUAGAAAGGUAGAGCCAAAUAACAACAUCGACCGACUUCACCCAAUAUAGAUUUUUUCAGUCUGUUCUGCUCCUCAGAGGUAACAACGAGAAAGCAAUCUUUUUUGAUAUCAAUUGCCUGUUCUUUUAUUGAUUGUGUCUUCGUUUCUUUUUUCCUUCCAUUUUGUAUGCAUCUUCGAGCUGGGGUAUUGUUAUAUUGUGAAGAGCGUAGGUUUUUUCUUCAGUUUAAGCCACUGGAUCUUGUUGACAUGACAUGAACUUUAGUGGGGAAUUGCUUCGAAUGGUUGCUCUUACUUUUGGUUUUGAUGGGUUUGUGGGAAGUCUUUUGGGGGUGGAAGGGGAAAUCAAUUUCUGUGUUAGCUUGAAGCGAUUCUCGUGGUGAGUGAGUGAUUUGAUAUUUCAUGUGUGGUUGAUGACAACAAGGAGGAUAUUAUGGACCUACUAUUACUACCUUUUCUUACUCUAUAGCAUUAGUUAGUACACCUUCCAGAAACACCAUGAAGAACAUUCUAAAGAAGCUGCAUAUUAUGCCCAACCAAUCGGAAGAUACUGAUGGGUCUACAUCGUCGAGGGGUCAUAGGUUGAGUGAUGAUUCCACAGGGAGAGCUUCACCAUCUCGGGCGUCUCCAUCUCACCAUCAUCAUCAUUCUGAGCAGAAACCGUUCUCAAGUAUUUCUGGGUGGUUGAAUUCUGUUACGAGUAGACAUAGUCCUAGUCCUCCGUCGUCUUCAAAUGCAGGGAGAGGAGAGAGAAGAGACCCUUUGGAUUCUUUGAGUAGCAGCAGCUUGGAUUUUUUGUCUGAUGCAGUGAGGAGGGAUUCGAGUUCAAGCAAUUCAAGGGAUCCUGGGAUGGACGAGGAAUAUCAAAUACAACUGGCGCUGGAAUUGAGUGCACAGGAAGAUCCUGAGGCGGUUCAGAUUGAGGCUGUAAAGCAAAUCAGUCUGGGCUCAUGUUCUUCCCAGAACACUACUGCAGAAGUUGUUGCCUAUAGAUAUUGGAAUUACAAUGCUCUUGGAUAUGAUGACAAGAUCUUGGAUGGUUUCUACGACCUAUAUGGCAUUUUGGCUGAGUCCACUUCAGAGAAGAUGCCUUCCCUUGUUGAUUUGCAAGGAGCACCAGUCUCAGAUGGUAUUAGUUGGGAAGCAGUGCUGGUAAAUAGGGCUGCUGAUGUCAACCUGUUAAAACUUGAGCAAAAAGCCCUGGUAAUGGCUGUUGAGUCUAGGUCGGGACCUCUUGAUUUUAUGGGUAGUGAUUUGGUGAAAAAACUUGCUGCUUUAGUUGCUGACUACAUGGGUGGACCAGUUGGGGAUCCAGUCAACAUGUUGAAAGCAUGGAGAAAUCUUAGUAAUCGUUUAAGAACAACUGUUGGGAGCAUGGUGCUGCCUCUUGGUUCUUUAACUAUUGGUUUAGCUCGUCAUCGGGCAUUGCUGUUUAAGGUUUUGGCUGAUAGUGUGGGCAUUCCAUGCCGGUUAGUGAAAGGGUUGCAAUAUACCGGUUCAGAUAAUGUGGCAAUGAAUAUUGUAAAGGUUGAUGAUGGAAGGGAAUACAUUGUUGAUCUGAUGGCAGACCCUGGCACACUAAUCCCAUCUGAUGCUGGAGGAACACAAAUAGAAUAUGAAGAACCUGUCUAUGCAGUCAGUCCCUUUCUUAGGGACAUUGACUAUUCUCAUGUAGCCUCCUAUAGCAGUGGUGCUACAAGUUCAAUUGGAGGUUGUUCAGAAUUUGGGCCAUUGAACAAGAAAUCUGGGUCUUACAUUCUUGCCUUUCAAGAAAAUGAAUCAGAUAAGAAAGGUGGCUCGGGUGAGGUUGAAAGUUCUGAGAACACAGGGGUGGGGUCUUCCCAAGAAUGUUUGCCCACUGUGGUAAAAGAUGAGGUGGUAUCAAAGUUGUCUGAUGAUCACAGAGAUCACUACAAGAUUGAGAAAUCACCUGCUCCCAUAAAGCCUAAUCAUCCUUAUAUGCAUGCAAGAUCUCCUUCCUGGACUGAAGGUGUUAGUUCUCCUGCUGUGCGUAGGAUGAAAGUGAAAGAUGUUUCACAGUAUAUGAUUGAUGCUGCCAAAGAGAACCCACAAUUAGCUCAGAAGCUUCAUGAUGUUUUGCUAGAAAGUGGUGUUGUUGCACCCCCCAACCUAUUCUCUGAAAUUGAUACUGAGCAGCUAGAUCCCUUGGCAAUUGAGGCCAAGAAGCAGAAGGAUGACAAAGAAGGAAAGAAAAAGAGAAGGAAUGGAACCAGAAAUAAGGAUCAGACUGAUAUCAGUCCUGGUCAGGUUUUUCCACCUCUGCCUUGUCAUGAUAUACAAUCAAAAUCUAGUCCUGGCAUACAUCUGGAACAUCCCAAGUGUGUGGAGGGUUUGGGUGUUAGUCGUCCAUUGGAUGUAGGGGUAGGGACUGGACCAUCUUAUACAUCAGAGUCUGAGCUAUCUGCUGCUUCAGCUAAGGACACUUCCCCGGCAAAAUUUGUAAAACAUGUUCCUGUAGCUGCUGCUGCUGCCGCAACAGCAGCUGUUGUUGCAUCUUCAAUGGUAGUUGCUGCAGCCAUGUCAAACUCAGAAGCAAACCUUGGAGUUCCUGUAACAGCAGCAGCCACUGCUACUGCUGCAGCUGUAGUAGCAACAACUGCAGCUGUCAGUAGGCAAUAUGAGCAAUUAGAGUCCUAUCCCCACUUGCCUAACAAUGCAUCAUCCUUGAAUCAAAUAGAGUUUAGGCAGAAAGAUGGUGUUGCAGAUAGAACAGGGAAUGAACCACAAGGAAGUGACCGGGAGAAUAGUGAUUCUGCAGUUCAUCCAGAAGCAGAAAGAAGCUCAGAUAGAUCAGCAGGUAAUGAUAGUGCAAAAUCUGACAUUGCUCUUGAUGAUGUGGCAGAGUGGGAAAUCCCAUGGGAGGAAAUCACCUUGGGUGAGCGUAUUGGAUUGGGGUCAUAUGGAGAGGUUUACCGUGGAGAAUGGCAUGGAACUGAAGUUGCUGUAAAAAAGUUCUUAGACCAAGAUAUUUCUGGUGAUGCACUUGAAGAAUUCAGAAGUGAGGUCCGGAUCAUGAAAAGACUUCGGCAUCCUAAUGUUGUUCUUUUCAUGGGAGCUGUAACUCGUGCUCCGAAUCUUUCAAUUGUUACGGAAUUUCUUCCUAGAGGUAGUUUGUAUAGGUUAAUUCACCGGCCUAACAAUCAAUUAGAUGAACGGAGGCGUUUGAGGAUGGCCUUAGAUGUUGCCCGAGGAAUGAACUAUCUACACAAUUGCACACCUGUAAUUGUUCAUCGUGAUUUGAAGUCUCCAAAUCUUCUUGUAGAUAAAAAUUGGGUUGUAAAGGUUUGUGAUUUUGGGUUGUCAAGAAUGAAGCACAAUACAUUUCUUUCUUCAAGGUCAACUGCUGGGACGGCUGAGUGGAUGGCUCCUGAAGUGUUAAGAAAUGAACCUUCUGACGAAAAGUGUGAUGUGUAUAGCUUUGGUGUCAUAUUAUGGGAGCUCUCUACACUGCAACAGCCAUGGGGAGGAAUGAACCCAAUGCAAGUUGUUGGGGCUGUUGGGUUUCAGCAUCGCCGCCUUGACAUUCCUGAUGAUAUGGAUCCAAUUGUUGCUGAUAUCAUUCAAAGGUGCUGGCAAACGGAGCCUAAAAAACGACCUACAUUUUCAGAGAUCAUGGCAGCACUGAAGCCAUUGCAAAAGCCUGUAACAAGCUCACAAGUACCAAGACCAAGGGCACCAAUUAACAGUGUCCAGGAGAAAGGAGAGCCCUCACAGGGAACAUAAGACCCAGCAGGCUGAAGGAGUCGAGUAGGAAUUAAAUUGAGCUAUGGCCUGAUUGAUGUGGCAACUCAGCAGUGAAUGUCAAAGGACAAAGGCAAGGAUUGUCCUGCAAUAUGGGGGCCGACGCAAGUGAUUGGCCAGAUUGUGAUUGACAUACUCCAUUUUGGAAAGAUAGAAUGAAUUCUUGUAGAAUUCUCUUUUUUCUUUGUUCUUUGUUUUUCACUUUUUUAUUCUUGGCUUAGUUGUGGGUCCUUGUCAAAAUUGUAUAUUUGAUUGUAAUCAAUGGAAAUUUGUUCAAUCGAGGUUUGGGUUGAUUUAUCUUC
Molecule: messenger RNA, 4320 nt
Organism: Nelumbo nucifera (sacred lotus)
Lineage: Eukaryota; Viridiplantae; Streptophyta; Magnoliopsida; Proteales; Nelumbonaceae
Product: putative serine/threonine-protein kinase SIS8
Biological process (GO): protein phosphorylation
Molecular function (GO): ATP binding; protein serine/threonine kinase activity
Source: RefSeq, a predicted model, not a curated record